AUGAUAAAAUAUGGAUUUAUCACUGCCGCUGCUGCUCAGGCUGCAGCUGCCACUACCUCUACUACCCCACCGGAGUACCAAGGGUUAGCUGAAUUCAGACAGAGCGACCCACCUCAGUUUACUGGAGUAGAAGGGCCGAAUGCGGCUGAGCAGUGGUUGAGAGACAUAGAGAAAAUCUUUUUCACGAUGGGUUGUGUGGAGGACCGCAAGGUAUUAUAUGUUGCUUAUAUGUUGUCCGAGGAUGCAGAGAUGUGGUGGCAUGGGGCUCGUGCUAUGCUGGAGGCACGGAGAGAGAUCAUCACUUGGGAAGUAUUCAAGAAUAGCUUCCUGGGUAAAUUCUUUCCUCCCCAUGUGCGAGCGGCGAAGGAGAAAGAGUUCCUAGAGUUGAUGCAAGGAAGCUCUUCAGUGUACGAGUACGCCACUCAGUUCGAGAGGCUGUACAGGUUCUACUCCCACCCUACUUCUGAGGAGUGGAAGUGUCAGAGGUUCUCUAAGGGGCUGAGGACGGAUAUUAAGCAUAUUUUGAUACCUCUGAGAAUUUUUGAAUUUGCUGACUUGGUGGACCAGGCCACCAUCAUUGAGAGUCUGAAUGCCGAGGACACGGGCGGAGUGGAGAAGGCCUCACCGAGCAGGGAAGCUAGUACCUCUAGCAGUGGAGGUAUCAGGGAUGCUAGGAGAGCACCAUACAGUCGACCGCCUCGAUAG
Molecule: messenger RNA, 705 nt
Organism: Abrus precatorius (Indian licorice)
Lineage: Eukaryota; Viridiplantae; Streptophyta; Magnoliopsida; Fabales; Fabaceae
Exons: 1
Coding region: 1-705 (234 amino acids)
Source: RefSeq, a predicted model, not a curated record